UUUGGUGUUUUGGAUAGACAAUACCGAUAAAACAAACAGGUACAGACUCCCACUACAUGACUUUGUUGGUGUGACACCAACGAGGAUGACAUUCUCUAUUGGUUUUGCAUAUCUAGAGGGUGAAUGUGUUAAUAAUGUGGUAUGAGCUUUAGAAUGGUUUCGAGGUAUAUUUCUAAGACGUGAUGCCCUCCUUGGAGUUAUUGUGACUGACAGAGACCUAGCAUUGAUGAAUGCUGUGAAAACUGUAUUCCCUGAGUGUACAAACUUGUUGUGUAGGUUUCACAUCGACAAAAAUGUCAAGGAAAAAUGUAAAUCACUAAUUGGUAAAAAAAAUGUUUGGGAGUAUGUCUUGGAUGCCUGGAGAAAUCUGGUAGAUAGUCCUUCGGAACAACAGUUUGAUGAAUGCCUUAAGAAGUUUGAAAUUGUUUGUUCACCUUGGCCAAUGUGUGUUGCCUAUGCUAACGAAACAUGGAUAAUUCCCCACAAGGAAAAAUUUGUUACAACCUAGACGAAUAAGGUGAUGCACUUAGGAAACACAACAACAAACAGGUAUGAAAAUGUUCAACUUUUUCUGUUAAGGUUGAUGAAUUGAUUGAAUUUAAUUAUUGUAUAUGUUUAUUGUUUUUUGUGUAUUUCAAAUGUAGGGUUGAAUAUGCUCAUUGGGCUUUAAAAAGAGUAUUACAGAAUAGCCUUGGAGACUUAUGUAGUGUUUGGGAUGCCAUGGACAACACGAUCUCGCUACAGCACACUGAAAUUAAAGCAUCCUUUGAAACAAGUACACAUGUGGUUAGACAUGUUUUUAAAGUUACCUUAUACAAGAGGCUUCAUGGAAUGGUUUCAAGGUAUGCUUUAAAUUAGAUUGCUGCUGAGUUUGAGUGUGUACAUUAUGCUGGCAAGAAUCCUUCUUGUUGUGGUUGUGUCAUGAGAACUACGCAAGGUCUUUCUUGUGCAUGUGAGCUAUCUAAAUAUGUUCUUGGUAGCAUCCUACUAGAUUCAAUCCAUAAGUUUUGGAGGAGACUAGGUUUUUCAGACCAAAGGUUAUCUGAGCCCCAAGUGACCAUAAAGGAAGAGAUGGAAACCAUAUCUAAGCGAUUUGAGGAACUUGAUGUUUGUGGUAAAGUAACUCUAAAGAGUAAACUUCGGGAAAUUGCAUACCCUGAUCAAAACUUUAUGUGUCCUCCUCCAGAAAAGGUCAACACUAAAGGUGCACAGAAGAAACUGAUGAACAGAAACCAAAGAUCAACAAAGCGUCAUCCGUCUUACUGGGAGUAUGUUGAUGUUUUACAUUUUGUGAAAAAUACCAAUUCUUCAGUAAAGCAUAGUGCAUCAUCUUCUGACCAGCCGAAUCCAAGAAAGAUCAUGCCGACGUUGGAUCAAUUUCAGCCAUUUAUACAUGAUUUCAUUGACAACAUUGUGGAUGUCAAAGCUGACGGUAACUGUGGAUAUCAGUCGAUUAUCGCUUUAUUAGGUAUGGGUGAAGAUUCUUGGUCCUUAGUGCACAACCAUUUGCUUAAAGAACUUGCCAAAUGGUCAGAUGACUAUAUCAAGCUCUUCGGUGACAUAGACAGAUUCGAGGAAUUAAGGAGGUCCCUACUUGUUGAUGGGUUAUCCAAGGUUACUGUGGAUAAGUUGAUGGAUAUAACCGAGAUUGGAUAUGUCAUUGUAUCAAGGUAUAAUGUAAUCCUUGUAUCGUUGUCCCGACAACAAAGUAUGGCGUUCUUUCCUCUUAGAAGUCAAACCACCAACAGAUUUUUCUGUGCAUUGCAUAAUUUGUAUCGAUCACGUCUAUGGCAAUCAUUUUGUUUAGGUACAUUGAAGAUAAAUAGUCUUAUUUUUAAAUUUAUGCAAUCACUUGUGUCCUGUGAACAUAAUAUUGUUUGUGCAUGUACAAGAGGUUUAUUUAAAAGACAGUUGUCCUUUACCACCCCUAACAUUGUUAUGGUCUAGGAAUUGUCAUCCUCAAGCAAAGCAGUGGCCAAUUUCAUACAUUAGUAGAAUCCAGUAGUACAGAAGCUUUAUGAUGUUGAAAAGAGACUAUGUUGACAUAAAUGAAGACUGAACAUGUAGCUUCUAAUGCCUGAUUGUUAUGAAUUUUAAUCUCACAUUAGAGUUUUAUAAUUCAUUUUUACUUAUUUUUUUC
Messenger RNA from Glycine soja, 2140 nucleotides. RefSeq lists its product as uncharacterized. The transcript has 2 exons. The coding region runs from base 922 to 1947 and encodes 341 amino acids. The record is from RefSeq and is a predicted model, not a curated record. NCBI's taxonomy places the organism in Eukaryota, Viridiplantae, Streptophyta, Magnoliopsida, Fabales, Fabaceae.